This is a messenger RNA of Momordica charantia (bitter melon), 2277 nucleotides long. It is a transcript of the gene TPR7, whose product is annotated as Tetratricopeptide repeat (TPR)-like superfamily protein. Lineage: Eukaryota; Viridiplantae; Streptophyta; Magnoliopsida; Cucurbitales; Cucurbitaceae. Gene Ontology annotation, molecular function: protein binding. The record is from RefSeq and is a predicted model, not a curated record.
AGAAAAUAGUUAAAAGAGGCGGAUCAAUUGGGACCGAGAAUUGACAGAAGAUUCGUGUUCAUUCUAGAUUGAUUUCCAUUGCUGAAUCCGCAUGCAAAUCCUUUCGUAAUUCCAACAGAUCAACGGACAGGACAACACAAAAGUUUAUUAAGCAAGGAAAAUUCGCGCCCCUUCAAAUCCCAAGAUCAUCCUUCUCCUGCUUUCUCGAUUAUAAGCUUGCCGUAAUCGGUACCCACUCUCCCACGAAGAUCAAUAACUGGGUUUCAGAAUCGAGAGCGACAGAGGAAGAUAAUAGAUAUUGUGUCGAACGGGAAUGAUGGAUCCGGAGCUGAUGAGACUGGCUCAAGAACAGAUGAGUCGUAUGUCCCCUGCGGACUUCGCCAAAAUCCAACAACAGAUGAUGGCCAAUCCAGAGUUAAUCAAGAUGGCCUCAGAAAGCAUGAAGAAUUUGCGUCCCGAAGAGUUGAGAUAUGCUGCAGAGCAGUUGAAGCACACCCGUCCGGAGGAUAUGGCUAAAAUUGGUGAGAAGAUGGCCAAUGCAACACCUGAAGAGAUUGCGACUAUGCGUACCCGUGUUGAUGCACAGGUCAACUAUGAACUGGGUGCAGCUGAAAUGCUGAAGACACAGGGGAAUAAGCUUCACAGUCAGGGAAUGUUCAAUGAUGCAUCGGAAAAAUAUUUGCUUGCUAAGAAAAACCUCAAGGGGAAUUCAUCUCCCAAAGGAAGAACACUUCUGUUGGCUUGCUCACUCAAUUUGAUGUCAUGUUACUUGAAAACAAAACAGUAUCAUGACUGCAUAAGGGAAGGUUCUGAGGUUUUGGCAUAUGAUUCAAGGAAUGUGAAAGCACUUUACCGGAGAGGUCAAGCAUAUAAAGAAUUGAGUCAAUUUCAAGAUGCUGUUUCUGAUUUGAGCAAGGCACAUGAAGUUUCUCCUGAUGAUCAAACUAUUGCAGACGUUUUAGUGGAUGCCAAGCAAAGAUUGGAAGAACAAGAUGGGGGGAGUGUACCCAAAGGAUUUGUAAUUGAAGAAAUAGUUGAAGAAGACAACCCUACAUCUAGGAACAUUUCGGCUUCAAGACCACAAGAAGUUGUUGAAUCUUCCAAGGCUGCUGAAGCCAACAAGCAGAGUAUAAAUUCUGAGAGUUUGCAGGCAUUGAAAGAUGAUCCAGAAGCUAUCAGAUCAUUUCAGAGAUUUGUUUCAAAUGCUGAUCCCAAUACUCUAGCUGCGAUGGGCUUUGGAAAAUCUGGAGAGAUAUCGCCAGACAUGGUAACUACAGCCUCAAAUAUGAUCAGCAAGAUGUCUCCAGAAGAUCUCCAGGAGAUGCUCAAAUUGGCUUCUUCUUUCCCAGAUGCGAACUCAUAUCUUAAGGGCGACAGUUUAGGUCCAAAUUUGGAUAAUCCAAGCGUGACCCCUGAGUUACUUAAUUCAGCCAGUCGUAUAAUGAGUAAUAUGCCACCUGAAGAUCUACAAAAGAUGUUUGGAAUUGCAUCAUCUUUGAAAAGGAGUGACUCUGCUUCUGCAGUAGCUUCCGGGAAUGACAAUGUACCAGAUUCUGAUACUCGAUCAAAAUCUUUUGGUAGUCAACAAUCCAGAGUCAGCGAAACUAAUAGCAUGAGCAAAACUAGUUCUUAUGGAGCGGUUCCAAAUUCAAGAAGCAGUUCUUCAAACUCAACUAUUCCAACCUCUUCUACUGAUAUGCAAGAACAAGUGAGAAAUCAAAUGAAAGAUCCAGCCAUGCAGCAGAUGUUCACAUCAAUGAUAAAGAACAUGAGUCCAGAGAUGAUGGCAAAUAUGAGCGAACAAUUCGGUCUGAAGCUUUCUGCCGAGGAUGCAGCAAAAGCUCAGCAAGCAAUAUCAUCUAUCUCGCCCGAUGAUUUGGACAAAAUGAUGCGUUGGGCAGAAAAGAUUCAAAGAGGCGUAGAAGGUGGAAAGAAGGCAAAGAGUUGGUUACUGGGACGUCCUGGUAUGAUUUUAGCAAUAUGCAUGCUGAUAUUGGCAGUAAUUCUUCAUCGGUUUGGAAUAAUAGGUGGUUGAGAGUCUUCGCCCUUCAUCCCUAUUUAUUUUUGUACAACUGCUCACUCGCUUAACCGUACGGGCAUAUGGAAAUUAACCAUUUUGUUUCUUCCUUCUUUUCUUUUGUUUUCUUUUUUAAUAUUUCCCCCCUACAUGGAUAAAGAUAUUGUGAUCAUUUAUGAUUUCAUUUCGGUCGGAAAUUCUUUUAACAUGUCUAGAACAAUCUUUUCAUUUCCAAAGAAUGAAGGCAGUAUUAGGAUGAU